Messenger RNA from Capsicum annuum, 3691 nucleotides. RefSeq names its product pentatricopeptide repeat-containing protein At2g33680-like. Gene Ontology annotation, biological process: RNA modification. The coding region runs from base 158 to 2323 and encodes 721 amino acids. The record is from RefSeq and is a predicted model, not a curated record. The transcript has 3 exons. Gene Ontology annotation, molecular function: RNA binding; protein binding. Lineage: Eukaryota; Viridiplantae; Streptophyta; Magnoliopsida; Solanales; Solanaceae.
AAAAUAUCUCAUCUUCAUGGUACUAUUAGGAUGGUCGAAAUCACAAAGUAAUGUAAAAUCAAAGUACACAAAAAUUUGAACUUUCCCUCUAAAGAAAACAGCCUAAUUUAAAUAGCGGCGCCGCCGAGAAGCGAAUGAGUGAAAGUUCACUUAUGACAUGAGUUAUGGCCCAAUAUCUGUGGCAAUUGAAUCCUCUUCCUCCCUUUUCACCAAAAUACUCCAUUACACUCAAUCCACUAACCUUCCGAAAGGCCAAUCUCUUCACGCUCAUCUUAUUAAAAUCGGUUCUUCCUCUUCUUGCAUUUACCUAUCCAACAGCAUUGUCAACUUGUACGCCAAAUGCCACCGCUUGUCCGACGCUCAUUUAGCAUUUCAAGAAAUACAGAACAAAGAUGUUGUCUCAUGGAACUGUCUCAUCAAUGGGUAUUCUCAAUCGGGUCGUCGAGAUUCUUCCAUUUCCGUGCUCAAAUUGUUCAAGCAAAUGAGACAGGAAAAUGCGCUCCCAAAUCCGCACACCUUUGCUGGGAUUUUUUCUGCUGUUUCGUCUUUAGGGGAUGCCGGGUUUACUGGGAAGCAAGAACAUUGUCUUGCUUUCAAACUCGGUUAUCUAUCUGAUGUAUUUGUCGGGAGUUCUUUGUUGAAUGUGUAUUGUAAAGCUGGGAGGAAUCAUAUUGUGGAGGCGCGCAAGAUGUUUGAUGAAAUGCCUGAGAGAAAUUCUGUUUCUUGGACUACGAUGAUAUCUGGGUAUGCGUGGCAGAGGCUGGUCAAGGAGGCAGUGGGGGUGUUUAGGGUGAUGUUAUGGGAGCGAGGGGAUGAUGCGAAUGAGUUUGUCUUCACUAGUGUUCUUAGUGCGAUUGCAUUGCCCGAGUUUAUUAAUGUAGGAAAGCAAAUUCAUUGUCUUUCGUUGAAGAAUGGAUAUUUGUGGACUGUUUCUGUUGCUAAUGCUACUGUUACUAUGUAUGCGAAGUGUGGGAGUUUGGAUGAUGCAUGUUCGGCGUUUGAGCUCUCCUCUGAAAAGAAUUCGAUAACCUGGUCUGCGUUAAUUACAGGUUACGCGCAGAAUGGGGAUUGCGAGAAGGCGUUGAAGUUGUUCUCUGAGAUGCAUUACAGUGGGAUGAAUCCGAGUGAGUACACUCUGGUUGGGGUGCUUAAUGCGUGUAGUGAUUUUGAUGCACUUAGAGAAGGAAAACAGGUGCAUGGAUAUCUAUUGAAGUUAGGAUUUGAGCCUCAAAUGUAUAUUCUGACUGCCUUAGUAGACAUGUAUGCUAAAUGUGGUAAUAUAAGUGAUGCCAGAAGUGGUUUUGAUUAUUUGAAAGAACCCGAUAUAGUCUUAUGGACUUCCAUGAUAGCAGGAUAUGUAAAGAAUGGGGAUAACGAAAAUGCUAUGGGUAUGUAUUGUAGAAUGUUGAAGGAGGGUGUUAUACCCAAUGAGUUGACAAUGGCGAGCGUGUUAAAAGCUUGUUCUAGCCUUGCUGCUUUGGAACAGGGGAAGCAGAUUCAUGCUCAUAUAGUGAAGCAUGGGUUUCGUCUUGAAGUUCCAAUUGGAAGUGCUCUGUCAACUAUGUAUGCAAAAUCUGGAAGCCUCCAUGACGGUAAUCUAGUCUUUAGACGGAUGCCUGCUAGGGACUUAGUGUCAUGGAACUCAAUGAUGUCAGGUCUUUCUCAGAAUGGCUGCGGCACUGAUGCCCUUGAACUUUUCGAGGAAAUGCUUCUUGAGGGAACAAAACCAGAUUAUGUUACUUUUGUAAAUAUUCUCUCCGCUUGUAGCCACAUAGGUUUGGUUGAGAGAGGGUGGAGUAUUUUCAAGAUGAUGUCUAAUGAGUUUGGGAUAGAACCUAGGCUAGAGCAUUUUGCGUGUAUGGUAGAUAUGUUUGGUCGUGCUGGAAAACUCUACGAAGCAAAGGAAUUUAUCGUAUCAGCAGCAAGUCAAGUUGACCAUGGUCUGUGUUUGUGGCGUAUCUUGCUAAGUGCUUGCAGGAACUAUAGAAACUAUGAAUUAGGUGCAUACGCUGGAGAGAAGUUAAUAGAAUUGGGUUCACAAGAGUCCUCAGCGUAUGUGCUACUCUCUAGUAUUUAUUCAGCUCUGGGAAGAUUGGAGGAUGUUGAACGCGUGAGAAGAUUGAUGAAUCUCCGUGGAGUAAGCAAAGAGCCUGGAUGUAGCUGGAUUGAGCUGAAGAGUCAGUUUCAUGUAUUUGUUGUUGGAGAUCAGUUGCAUCCACAAAUCAUACAUGUACGCAAAGAGUUAUGGAAGUUAAGUAAGCUAAUGAAAGAUGAGGGAUACAAACCACAUUUUGAUCCUUGCUUAGAGUUGGAGGAGUUAUAGAAUGAUUCCAUAUGCUUUUAUGGAAAUUAUUGUCUUUUUUUUUUUCAACCAUUUGUUAGAAAUGUUCUGUUUAAUCCAAACCUAAUAUUAUAUCUUGAAAUACUGCCUAAUACAGUAGUUGUUCUAUGAAAUUGGAGAUUUUGGUUUUUAUUAAACACAUGUUAUUGGUAGUCAAAAGUCUUUAUGGAAAAAAAGUGAUGCAUUGAGAAACUUUUGUCAACUUCUCUGCAUAGAUUACUUAUUUAUGCGACUUGGAAUGAGUACCAUAAAAAGACUCCAUAUUCAAUGACUAAAACCUUGGAUAAUCAGUAAUUAAAGAAGGCUAGAAUUCUAUUUAGGCUUCAUUUCUUUGUAUAAAUGAGGUUUAAUUUUUUUUUUUUUUUUUUUGUAAAUAUCAUGACUAUUUAUCUUAUAGACUUUGCUUACAAGUCUUAUUUUUUUUUUUCCUCAUUCAAAAUUCAUCUUGCUCUCUCGCUUUUCUCUGAAUAUCAAGCUGACUUUCUACUUCUCCAAGUAUAUUAGACGGCUUAUAUAAUUGUUCUUUUUGAAUGGGUAAGAUUUCAAAACUUUUACAACUACUUUGUAUUAAUUUGGAUAUGUUAGAACUUUUAUGGACCUGCAUAUAUGGAGAAAAAUUGUAUGUUGACUGCUGUAUAUCAGUAAACGACUGACAAAAAUUAAAGUUAUAUUAAGGUUUAAACUUAAUGGGCCUAAAGGAAUCCCUCAUUAAGUAUGGGGUCUUAUGUAUAAAUAUCCGGAUGUAAUUUUUAAAUUAAUUAUGGACUAAAUUAGAAUUACUUAAACCUACUUUUUUAUAAAAAUAAAGUUAUUGUCCCAAAUCAAAAAGUAGGUUUUGUUUAUGAUAGCCAUUGUUAAAAUGAGAGUGGCGGCUCAUGUCUUAAUUUGGAAGAUCGAUAACCACCAAAUGAAGAAUCGCUAUGGCGCUUAUAAACUUAGGAAACUCAAGAUUUGGAAUCGCCAAGUCAAGAACUCCAAUAAUUCAUCUCCAAAGCAUCAAUAGGGAUCCAAGAUUCAAGUUCUAGCAUCUAGUUCAUCCAACAAGGUACGAGUUGCAACACGCAUACCAUAUUCAGACAGUUUGCAGAUUUCAGCCAGCGGAUGAUGAGUCCUCCUACUUAAGGGACUUUAGUUAGAUGUUAUUUAUGUACUUUACUUCCUUACUCUCAUGUAUUGAUUAUUGAUAGUUGGGGUCACAUCCUAGCUAUCUAUAGUCAGUAUAGUAGAAGCUCUACAGAUGUCAGUUAGAGUCAGUUAUGUAUUUUUAGUCCCUCUUUCAGACUUUAUUAGAAUGUAAAAGUUGUAUUGAUAUUGUUUUUAUGUCCAGGUUCAACCAUUAUUCUAUUUCCA